GGUCCUCGUCCUCCCCUUGACCCUCCUGGCUGGCCAGCGGUACUUCCGUCGGUUGCCCUGAAGAGGCCUGAACGAGCACGGGGCCGGGCUGGGGUCCGGACACUUGGGGUCCAGCCUGCCCUGCCGCCUGAUGCUCCUGAGCUCGGCCACCUCACUCGCCCUCUGUGCUGUUUCUGCGGCGGUGAGCACCUGGCUGGGUGCCUCCACCUCCCCUUCCCGGGCAGCAUGUGUGGAAGCGGACUUUAGUCCUGGCUCUGGUCGCUGACCACGUCGCCUGCAGAGCUGUCACUACACUCACCUCACGUGAGGCACAUGAAUGAACAGAGAGAUGAUUCCGGAGGCCAACAGUCACCACCUGGAAUGCGGGCGGAGACCCCGGCUUCUGCGCCUGCCCUUUCUCUGCACCCCCGUCGUCCCACCCCAGGUCCCCGCACUUGUGGCCUUUCCUCCUGGUGGUGCAGGGUGAACAAGCCCUGCCGUUCUGGGUGGCAGUGUGCUACUGGGAUGGGGCUGAGCCCCUCUCCGUGACCCUGUUGUCCAGCCCGUGGGCACACGAGCUGGCUGCCCCCGACCUGUUUUAGAAGUUUUGGAAAGCGCGUGCAGCGAUGCCGAGCCAAGUGUGGGUGACGCAUGGGAGAAACGCCCGCAUGUCCCAAAGUGGCCCGAGCCUCCUGUCCCUGGGGUGUCUCUUUAGUUCAAAUAAAUGCCAUUGCUCCCAGCUCCACGUGGUGGCGCUGCUAUGGCCACGGUGCCAGCCACUCCAGCCCCACUGUUCUCUCUUAUGUGGUGCCUGGUGGUGGCUUUUCAGCCCGUGAGGGUGACUGGGAUCUGCCUCAGGUGCCCCUGCAGUGGGGCCUCAUCGGCGGGGAGCCAGGUGGAGCUGGUGAGGGAGGCCUAGGACCGUGACCCUGCCCCCACCCCACCCCCGAGUUUAGAGGAGGGCCUCCUAUGGGUGGAAGGGACAGGGUUUUUUUAAACAACACUCAGGAAAAACUUGAAGCAGGAAUGAAUGAAAGGGGCCAUUUCUGCAGGGAGCCCCUCGAGGGCCUGGCCCCUUCCGUGCUUCUCAGCGUCUGCCCUGCUGUUCUGCCCCCCGUCACCGGGCAGGAUGAGGCUCUGGGGGUCACUAGGCCGGACACGGGGCUGUAAGUUCUCUAGGACAGGCAGCUGCCUUUGACCAGGGCGGGCAUCUCCACUCACAUUCUUGGAGAGUGGGUCCCUGGCAGCCGGGCUGAGGGAGAAAGAAGCAGAGGGAGCUUCAGUCCCUCCUGGCAUAGUCGAUGGGCCUGGUGAGUGUGCCUGCCCCCGAGGGCCUGGGGGGAGCUGCCUUCCUGCAGAGACCCCUGCCCGGAGCCUGUCCUGAGGCAGCGGUUCCUUGAGCAAACAUUUACAGAGACGGCAGGUGGAGGGCUCCCCGUGUGUGCCUGGGAGACUUGCCAGCCAAUAGGCUGCAGCCCAGAGGCGAGACCCGUCUGCAUAUGAGCCCUGGGUGAGCCCUCGGCCCUCAGCAUCCUGUGAUCCAAGAGCAGAGGCGGCCAGGAGGCUGGGGGUGGGGGCGCCCUCCUUCCUUCCAGCUGUCUUGUGACUCAGGAGGAAGGUGGGGAGCUCCUACACUGAGCACUUUAUGGUCGGGUUGCAGGGAUGGGACUGGAGGGACAGCCUGUGAGGUCCAGCACUUGAUGGGGUUGGCCCUGAGGUGGGCUGGGAGGGAGUGCAGCUUGCAGGUUGACCUGAGGAGACGGCUUUGGGUGCCCUAGGGGAAGCCCCACCUCCUGCUUGGCUCCCUGGGCGUCUGCAGACACUACAGAGCUCCUCAGCUGGUACGGGGCUCCCUGGCCCUCGCCCGGAGUGGUUCCUUGCGUAUCCGUGCUUCUGGGGAGUGAGGCGGUCUCCACUGCAUGGUGGUGACCCUGGGGGAUCCUGGGGCCCGUCUGAGCCUUGGUGGGGGCAGGCUGCGUGCUGGCGAGAGAUACCAGCAGGUGGAGCGCCUAUCACUGAGCAGCCGGGAGGCCCGAGGCAGCCUGUGUGGGCGUGCCUGGGGCCGUGCUGGGGCGCAGAGUCCGUCCGCCCAGGCUGUGCCCCAGACCUUCAGACAAGCUUCUGACAGGCUGUCACUGUUGUCUCAGAAGCGCCGCCUCAGGGUCCAGGAGCCGUCAGAGUCCAGGACGUAGCAAUGAAGAUGGCAGUGUGCUUGCCUGGCCCUGGGGUCUGGGACUGCUCCCGCUGCCCCGGGAUUUGGGGGCACCAGAAAUAGACAUGGGAGCGCAGAAGGAGGAAGCAGUUCUGCUCAUCUGACCAUAGUUCCCUGAACUGAGGCCCGGGCCUGUGUUGAAGUCGUCAGACGCUGGCAUGAAGUCUCGCUCUCCAUCGGUGGACCUGGGGGGCCUCCGCCCCCAUUGCUGACCCAGGGUCCCGCGUCCCCUCCCAUCUCCCGCAGUGUUGCGCCGGGGCCUGGCGGCAUGGCGCUCUCGGGCCGGGAGGCGGAGAAGCAGGGCCCCGCAGAGCCCCUGCCGGGCCGCGAGCCACAGUCCUGGUGGUGCCUGGUGUCCUACCUGUGCUUCUACGGCUUCAUGGCUCAGAUGCGGCCGGGGGAGAGCUUCGUCACGCCCUACCUCCUGGGCCCCGACAAGAACUUCACGCAGAAGCAGGUCACCAACGAGAUCACGCCGGUGCUGUCGUACUCCUACCUGGCCGUGCUGGUGCCCAUCUUCCUGCUGACCGACUACCUGCGCUACAAGCCGGUGCUGCUGCUGCAGGGUCUGAGCUACGUGUCCGUGUGGCUCCUCCUGCUGUUCGGCUCGUCCGUGCUGCACAUGCAGCUCAUGGAGCUCUUCUUCAGCAUCACCAUGGCCGCCCGCAUCGCCUACUCCUCCUACGUCUUCUCGCUCGUGCCCCCCGCCCACUACCAGCGUGUGGCCGGCUACUCGCGGGCCGCGGUGCUGCUCGGCGUCUUCACCAGCUCCGUGCUGGGCCAGCUGCUGGUCACCAUGGGCCGCGUCCCCUUCUCCACACUCAACUACAUCUCGCUGGCCUUCCUCACCUUCAGCCUGGUCCUUGCGCUCUUCCUGAGACGCCCCAAGCGCAGCCUCUUCUUCAACCGCAGCGCGCCCACCGAGGCCUCGCCCUCCGAGCUGGACCAGAUGAACCCGGGCCCCGGCCAGCCCGCGGGCGGCAACUACUACCUCAUCGUCUACUACGUGCACAUCCUGUGGAACGUGGUCAACCCCACCAUGGACUCCACGAGGGUCUACAACGGUGGGGCCGAUGCCGCCUCCACUCUGCUCGGUGCCAUCACCUCCUUUGCGGCGGGCUUCGUGAAGAUCCGCUGGGCGGUGUGGGCGAAGCUGGUCAUCGCGGUGGUGACUGUGGUGCAGGCUGGGCUGGUCUUCCUCAUGUACAGGACAGACAGCAUCUGGCUGUGCUACAUGGCCUUCGUGCUCUUCCGCGGUUCCUACCAGUUCCUGGUGCCCAUCGCCACUUUUCAGAUCGCGUCUUCUCUUUCUCACGAGCUCCGUGCCCUGGUCUUCGGAGUCAACACAUUCCUCGCCACCGUUCUCAAGACCAUCAUCACCCUCAUCAUCUCGGACAAGCGGGGCCUGGGCCUCCCGGUCCACUCUCAGUUUCUCGUCUACUUCAUGUACUUCCUGGUGCUCUUUGUCGCCUACUUCUUCGCGGCCGUGCUGGUGGGGCUGCAGCACCUCCGACGGGGCAGCCACCAGCCCCUGCCGCCAGCCCAGGAACUGAGGAGCCCCGUGCAGGAGAAGGCCGUGCAGGACGGGGCCCUGGGCAGCCUGCAGCCCGGAGCCCGGCCCCUGGCCCCGGAGGAUGGCGUGGAGGCCGUGGGGCCGGUCUCCCCAGAGCAGAGCCGGCAGCCCGAGGCCAAGGCCUGACCCUCACCCACCUGAGCUGCUCUCCUGGCCCGCCCGGGCCGCCAGGUUCCUGACGCCAGAGGCAGCCCGAGCUUGGGGUCUUGACCUCUCAGCCAACACGUGCCUGCAGCCGGGUUUUCGUCACCGUCCAAAUUCCAGUGUUGAGAUGGUGGAGCCAGUGACUGGCGGGCCCCGAGUGGUCUGUCCCCGUGGCCCCCACCUCGAGGGCCACCCACCUCAGCGGGGAGCCCUUGGCUGGUCCCGUGGCAGCCCGAGCCUGGCACCCCUCAGCCCUGGCUCUCACCCUGGCCGUGGCCCACCCGCGGCCAGGGAUACUCGGCCAGCUGCCUGGCCACCACGGGCUAGUUUGCUGUCACUGCCUACACGCAGCCAGUAGUGGGGCUUCACGUGCCCACCAGGCCUCCCCGCCUUGGGAGGCAGGUCCCACUUGUCCUCAGGAGCAGGCAAGGUGGUCCCAGAAGGCAGCCUGGGGCCCUAGCCCCCCACAGGGUGUCCUGGACCCCGCAGGCAGGGGGAGAGCCCUGUUCCUGGGCUCAUGGCUAAACUGAGAUGUUUCUAGUCGUCCAGGUGCUUGCAGUUUAGAUGAUUCUCUGUUCCUUUUUUAAAAAACCUUGUAUGAGAA
Molecule: messenger RNA, 4512 nt
Organism: Vicugna pacos (alpaca)
Lineage: Eukaryota; Metazoa; Chordata; Mammalia; Artiodactyla; Camelidae
Source: RefSeq, a predicted model, not a curated record